This is a messenger RNA of Lolium rigidum, 1503 nucleotides long. RefSeq names its product xyloglucan galactosyltransferase KATAMARI1 homolog. Gene Ontology annotation, molecular function: glycosyltransferase activity. Bases 1 to 1503 code for a protein of 500 amino acids. Lineage: Eukaryota; Viridiplantae; Streptophyta; Magnoliopsida; Poales; Poaceae. The record is from RefSeq and is a predicted model, not a curated record. The transcript has 2 exons.
AUGGAAGCUGGGUACCCUAGGUACCUCCUCUACGGCCUCCUCAUCCUGGGGUCAUGGCUCGUCUCCUUCAGCCUCCACUUCCAGUUCGUUCACAUCUACCUCUUGUCCUCUGAACCCCGCUCAGGACCGGCGCUCGUCGUCCUCCGGCCCUCGGUUCCCAUCGCGCUCGACGCCACCUUGCCUCGAGCUCCCUCAACCAUCGGGGCCGAUGAGAAUGGCCGCCCUUCGUCUGUGGCAUCGUCGCCGGCGUCCUGCGAAGGGAGGUACGUGUACAUGCUAGAUGUGCCUUCCCGGUUCGAUGUUCUCAGCGGCUGCGUCGAGGGCGCUCCGGCGUUUCAGGACGAGUACAGCAUGUGCUCCCUCUUGGUCAAUGCUGGCAUGGGCCCCGUGCUCCCUCCCGCCACCGGCGAUGGCAGUGACGGUGACACCGGCGUCAUCCCCCAGACCGGAUGGUACAACACGUACCAGUACGCCCUGGAGGUGAUCGUCCACAACCGUAUGCGGCGGUACGAGUGCCUCACCGACGACCCGGCGGCAGCCACGGCGGUGUACGUGCCCUACUACCCAGCGCUGGAGCUCCAAGAGCAUAUCUGCGACCUCAAUUACACGGUGCGCAGCGGUCCCUCCUCCGAGUUCCUCCGGUGGCUGUCGUCGCGGCCGCAGUGGGCGGCCUUCGGGGGCCGCGACCACUUCAUGGUCGCCGCCAAGACCAGCUGGAUGUUCCGCAAGGACGCGACUGGGGCGUGCGGCAACGACUUUCUCGAGCACCCCGAGUCCGGCAACAUGACGGUGCUGACCUACGAGUCCAACAUCUGGGAGCCGCGCAACAGGGAAUACGCCGUGCCGUACCCAAGCUACUUCCACCCCAAGUCUGCCGGCGAGGUGGCCGCGUGGCAGGACCGCGCCCGCGCUGCGGAGCGGCCAUGGCUCUUUGCCUUCACCGGCGCGAGGCGCGCCAACGGGACGCUGGUCAUCCGCGACCGCAUCAUGGAUUCCUGCGCGUCAUCGAGCCGGUGCCGGCUUGUCGACUGCAGCCACGGCAUACAGGGCAGCAAGACCUGCCAGUCGCCGCGGACGGUCGUCUCCGCCUUCGCCGCCUCCCGCUUCUGCCUGCAGCCGAGAGGCGACUCCUUCAUGCGCCGCUCCUCGGUGGACGCUAUAAUGGCCGGGUGCAUCCCCGUCUUCUUCCACGAGGGCUCCACCUUCCAGAAGCAGUACCGGUGGCACCACCCGGACCCGGACGGCAGCGACCGCCGGUACUCGGUGCUCAUGGACGCCGACGAAAUCCUGGAAGGCAAGGUGGAUAUCGAGGAGGUGCUGGCUAGCUACACAGACGAGGAGGUGGCCGCCAUGAGGGAAGAGGUCAUCAAGAUGAUCCCGAGGUUCCUGUACGAGGACCCCAGGGCGAGGUUCCACGGGGACAUGAGGGAUGCGUUCGACAUCUCCUUCGAUGCGGUAAUGGGGAGAGUGAGCAGGAUCAAGAACGGCGAGGAUUUGGGAUAG